Messenger RNA from Octodon degus (degu), 2580 nucleotides. RefSeq names its product chromosome unknown C5orf52 homolog (gene CUNH5orf52). The record is from RefSeq and is a predicted model, not a curated record. Bases 57 to 629 code for a protein of 190 amino acids. NCBI's taxonomy places the organism in Eukaryota, Metazoa, Chordata, Mammalia, Rodentia, Octodontidae. The transcript has 3 exons.
AGCGCAGCUGGGGGUUACCUCUGCGUUCUCUCCGCGUCAGCGGGCUCGCACUCGCCAUGCUUCCCAAGCUGGCUCCUGUUGCGGAGCAGUCCUGUAGCGUGGAGGACCCGGCCGCACAGCCAUGUAGGCCCUCGGUCAAAUGGGAUCUGGAGUCGUCCACAGAUUAUGAGAUCGUAGGCAAGGCGACCACGAGCUCUGCCGUCGCCAGCAGCUCGGACUUCCGGCGUGACAGGUUCGAGCGGCGGCAGGAAGUCAAUGCAGGGUCCGGCCCGCAGGUCAUUUUCCUGCCGCCGCGGACGGCGUACCACCCGGUGCUAUUCAGCCUAAUGAACUGCAGUGAAGCAGCUGUGAAGAAAGUCUUACCCAAGAGUCAUUUAUCUCAGGUGAUUAUGCGUGACAACCUCCAUGCCCAGCGAACCUAUGAGUUGCAGGAGAAAGCUUUGGAGAAGGCCAGGAAAAAGACAAUCCAGUGGUACGAACAUCUGAAAAAAAAGUUCAUAGCAGACCAGCUGAGAAAGAUGGGGCACUGGAGGCAGGAAUCCAUGAAAAUCCAGCCAUACUUGGAUAGCUUGAGGGCAUAUGAAAUCCAUUUGAAAUUGCAAGCUUCUAAGGACAAGCAGACACCCUAGUCAUGAUCUGUCCCAGGGCCAUAAUAACAUCAGUUAGACCAGGGGAUAGCUAGAAGUGAGCCAGCUCACACCAUCAUUGACCAAUAAAUCAGUACAACAGAGAGCGGGAACACACCCUCAGCAAUUAUCAUAUUCUUUUCCCUUUUCCUAUAUUUCUGUAAAAAAGGUUCUGAUAGUCCCACUGGUGCUUGAGUGGAAGAGGUUGAGUGAAGCCAACCUCUGUGAUCAACGCAAAUUGACCUGUGACAGUGCCCAUGUUCCUUCUCCCCUCUCCUUCCCUCCCCUCCUCCCCUCUUCCAUCUUCUUUCUCCUUACAUCUCCCUUUCCCCUCAUUCUUCCUAGUGGAAGGCAGAUAGCUUCCCUUUUCCUAGUCUUUUGUUUACACAAAAACAGUAUAUACUUUAGGCUAGGCUUUAACUCUUAUGCAGUCCAGGCUGGCCUCAAACUCAUAGUGACCCUCCUGCCUCAGCCUCCCAAGUGCUGAGAGUACUGAAGGGCAUGUACCAUCAUGCCUGGCUAAGAAAGAUAAUUCUGUUAGCCCCAUUUUAGGAGUGAGAAACAGAGAGUUGGAUGGUUAGUGAGAAAGACAAACCCGAGUGUGUCUCACACUGAGGCCCAUCUCCUAUCCCACAUGUUAGGACUCUGUCUUUGUCAUUACAGGUAGAAGUGCAGGACCUAGCGCCUGCAGCAGUGGUCCAAUCCUUGAUCUGUUCUCAGCUCCAUGAUUUCACAGGUGGUACUGGGGGGGGGGGCUCAGUUUUAAUCUCAGUUGUACAAGCUCAACUGUUCAGCAUCUGUUUAGCUGAAAUCCAAGUGUCCUUUCUGCCAGGUGACUGGAGAACUUGCCACCAAGUACAGAAUGGAUAGGCUGGUAAGGAAGGUUAGGCCAGGUUAUGGAGAUGUAGCCAAGGGAGAUGCUCCCCUAAUUGGAAGAACAUAGGAUUACUGUACUUAGCUGUUAAAAUAUGUUCUCAGCAUCACUAUCAGGAAAUCUCUGCUGAAUAUCCUUGGUGUCAGAAAGCUCUAGGAUGAAGACGGGAUUGGUAAAUGGUACUUUCUCCUAAAGAGAUCAAUAAUGUUUGAGUCCACCUUCAGUUUCCUGCUGGACACAUACUUGGUUCACUUCACUUUGGAGUACUUGAAAAUAAUCUUUUUGAUCUGAAAAAACUUUCCUGGUGCACAGUAGACUUUGUUCUUUCCCUUUCCAGAUCUUUUCAUGAUCAGGGAAGGAGAGAAAGGAAACUUCUAUUUUCUGAGCACCUAUGGUCUUCAUUUCUCAUAAUACUUGUGAGGCACCAGACUCUCUUAUGCAUAAGAAGACCAAAGAACAGAAAAGUUAAUUUGCUUAUAUGAACCAGGCUGGAGAUGCGCAGGGUAAUCUUCCAUGGCUGCAGUUCCUCUAGUACUCCCGAGCUUCAUUGUGAGCAUAGAGCUUAAUUUCAGCCGUGGCUGGCCUAAAGAACUUCCCUGGGAGGGGUGCCCAUAUGUGAAGUUUGAAGACUUUCUACCCAUAGCAACAGCUGUUGAGCACAGCAGUAAAUAACAGGGUGGAAAGAAGCCCAGGGUAAGGAUCUACUGUAUUUGUGAUUGGUCUUAGUGCCCAGCUGCAGGUAGACAAUAGGUCCAUUACUCGGGCUCAGUGGAUCCAGAGCAGCCUGCCAUUGGGGCUUGGCAGUUGGAAUUAGAGGAGCAAGUUGUCAGGGAGCAAGGGGAGGCAAGUAGCCACCCUAAUUCCUGCUAUCCAUCCAUCCGUCCAUCUAUCCAUCCAUCCAUCCGCUUACCUACCUAUUCAUCCAUCCAUCUGGUUCCUCAAUAGACAAUCAGAAUACAAAGGUGGAGGAAGUUUUGUGGCUUGCUGCGACUCCUCUGGUUUUUCCUGAUUGGUGUGAGCAAGAGGGGUGACCUGCAGCAUGGGAGUGCCUCUGCUCUGGUUCACUUUGAUCUUGGGCAA